AUGCAAAAAGACCAGGAUGCGGACAGGUCUUCAAUUUAUUCAGGCCGUUCUGACGGUAAACAAGCUUCAACGUCUGCCAUUAAGUUGAGGGCUAAUUUAUUGGUCAACAAACCUCCAAGGCAGUGGGUAUUAGACCGUACGGUAAAAGAAUGGAACGAAGAUAUUUUUCCGGAUGCAGCUUUAUUCAGGGGGUAUGACGAGUUACUCUGGGGUUACUUCAUUAUUGCUGUGUACAAGGAUCCAGCUUCUGGGAAGCUGAGCAGCCUGAUUGUCGAUAAACUGGGUACAACUCACUUCAAUCCGGUAGACAUAUCCAGCCAGUCACGUUUCCAUCCUGCCAUAGAGAACCUCUCUGCUCCAAAUGCUCAAUCUAGUGUGAGGAAGUGCAUAGCGGUCUCUCUUCUGCAAAAAUGUGCCGAACUGAGCCCUGAAAUGAUGACAAAGCUGCAGACUAGUAUGAAGUAUGAUUAUGAUCCCACUGCCGCUGGUGAUCUUGCCAACGCCUGUGAGCUAAUCGGUUUCUGCUCACCGAGAGACUUAGGUAAAAGCUUAACUUGCCUAGGUUUCUUGCAAGAUCGAUCUGUGGGCUCACUAUUAUUAGAUGUGGUAUAUGAGCACAGCCAGGAUACCAUUGAUUCCAAUAAUGAACUAGUGCUGCAACUUGGAGAUCAACUGGAGCAACUUUUUGAUCCAUUGGCAGAAUACUCACCAGAACAGACAGAGUUUAUUUACACCCCUCCAGAGGAUGAUAAUUCUCUUGCGAAGGAUGACCCACUGACGUCGUCGAUAUGCAACGAAUUGUUAAGCGUUCAAAACAACUUCACCUUGACGUUAGUGGAGUUUUUGCAAAAUUUUUUGAUACCUUUGCGAAUAGAAGUGUCUAAUGAUGAGGUGAUGGGGCUCUCGACUUCCAAGCUCAACCGUUUAUUUCCUCCCACGAUAGAUGAGGUUACAAGGAUUAACUGCAUUUUUUUAGAUGCUCUAAAAAUGUCCAAGGCAUAUGGUUCAGAAGAAGUCUUAAAAGCUUGCAGCGUAACAAUCCCCUAUUUCUACAAGGCCUACACGAGGCACGAGGCAGCAACGAAGAACUUUUCCAAGGACAUAAAGCUUUUCAUGGCCAAAUUCCGAGGUGUACUACCUCGGCGAGAAGUCUAUUCAGAAAUGAAGAUAGAUAUGAUUCUCAAAAGCCCCCAAGAGAUAUUAUUAAAGUUGAAGCUCGUCCUUGAGAGACUCAAAUCUAAUAUGAGUUAUGAAAAAGAAAAGGAGCAUUUGGUAACUGCCAGAUUCUCAAGAAUUUUUGAGAUUAUCAGCUCUUUCGGAGCUGAUGAACGUCUCAUUAAGUCUUAUAGUACCAGAGUCUUCACUCCUUCGGGAAAGCUCCUUACUGAACUGGCCAAAGGCUGGCCAUUAGAACUACAGUACAGGUGGUUAAAAAGAAGGGUCGUUGGGGUCUUCGAUGUAGUUGAUCCUAACGAUAAUUGCCAGAGAAGUUUGUUGGUUAUUUUCAGUGAUUACAUUGUGCUUCUCACUGUCAUUGAGAAUGAUGACUACUUCGACAGCCUAGUGGGCCAAAGACCACUGUUGUCCAGCAUUUUGAUGAACUCUCUGAUCAACGAAGUUCCCCUGCCACCUAAGGUACCUAAGCUGCAGGUAGCGGAUUAUUUUCACAUCAACAGUGUGAUGGCCUCCACGUUUGAGAAGGAUAUCAUUCGUAUUGACUGCGUCGACCCGAGCCGACCUAGAGCUGUUGCGUUACAGAUUUGCUCAUCCUCAACCCAUAGCUCGGAAGUGGUUGAUCUUAUUGUGAAAGCAAAGAUUUUAGAGAAGGACACAGCAUUCCACCUUUUUCGCUUCAUGGAUGGCGGUCUACAAAUUUUUUCGACAGCCCAUGAAUUGAGUGCGUACUCUACGGAGAACAUAAGAUCUAAAUUUUGCUUAUUCCUCAAUGUUUCUCCUACAGUAAGCUUUCUGGCCGACUUCAAUCUUGCAGUAGCGUUUUUCGCCGCUGUGAACAGCAAAGGUGAUGUACACAUCACCCAGCUCACCUGUGAAGGGAUAACCUCAGAGUUUACCAUUGACAUAUGCCACUUGGCAAGCUUUAUUGUCCAACAGUUUCAAUCUCUUUAUCCGAAGUACUACUCGGGACCUCAAUCCCCGUAUUUUCCUCAACUGCUCACCAUCAAUGGUAUGCUAGCAAAGCGAGCUGGCCGACAAUUUAGUGGAGGCUCUGCAUUUGACUCUUCCUCUCGGGCCACGGGAACGUCACCAUCGGUAUCCUCUCGAUUGAAUUUUUCGCGUUCACGAUCACAAAACACCAUAAGAACAUUUAGAAGCUCUACUAAUGGCGUUGAACAAGCGAACAAUGCGAUGCUUGAAAGUUCAGCAAUCCAGCCAAGUAAAAUUACAGAAGUUGUUGGUCCGAAGGCGUUAAGCAAAGCCCCAAAGUCAAAGAAAAAAAGACGAAGUUUUUUCGGUAAGUUCUCGAACCUUUUCAGGAAACACAAAGUUGAUAACCACACGGUCACAGUUCCGAAAUCGCCACCGUCUUAUCAAAGCUCAAAGCUAGUCCACAAUAAAGCAGAACCACUACCAAGAAGAAGCUCCAAGCGAGUGGACUCUACGCUCCAUAUUCCUCUCAAUGCUAGUCUCCAAAACAACAAGAGGCGAUCUUCAAUAACUUCUCAAGACAUGCAGGAAGCAAAGAGUCUUUCAGCGGCCAAAAAGCACGAAAGCAGGGCACUACCUUCCUAUGCUGAUCAUACCGCAGUUGAAGACAAUGCAGCUAGGUCGCAUUUGCAAACAAUUGCUAAAAAUGGCCCAAUAUUAGAUGAGAAUAAUAGCUCUAGCAAACAAAGUCCAGAGGAGCGCCAAAGCCUUUUGUACCAUGACGACUUAUAUGGUGACAUGUUUGAUUCCGAGCGGCAAGAUCUUGAUCAAGGGAAUUUGAGUCAAGGUUUUGGUCAAGACAAUGGUCGAUCAAUUGAAGUACCCGUUCCGACUAAAUUUGACGUUGUUUGCAAUGAUAGUAGUACGACAAAAUACACUGACGUGGCCGAUUCAAAUACAGAAUCAUUAAGGCAGCCAAAUUGCGAGGCCAGUGAAUGCAGCAAGAAAAGGGAGACUAAUGAUUUAGAUGACAGUGAAAAGCUCCAUAGCUACAGCUCGCCAAAUAUCUCUCAUAAACUUGGAAUUUUUCCUCGUGUAGAAAGAAUGGCCAUACAAAAGACCACUUUUGAAAAAUCGCCAUCAUUUCGUGAGCUUUUUGGACAGAUGCGACUUGUCUUGGAUGAAAAUGACGAGCGAGUUAAUUGGAAACGACUUCCUAGUCAAACAUCAUUGAAGACUAAGAAUGAGAGUUCUGGAAUCCACGCUUUCAAGCGUUUAGUGCCCUUAAACAGGCCAACAGUAGAUACGGGUGCCUCCUCUCGAAAGUACCAUGAAGAGCCUAAGCAAUUUGUGAGCUUACAGGAAAAUUCGCUUGGAAAUGGUGAACUGAAAUCUGAAAGCAGUCAAUUGCCCGUAGAUGCUGAAGAUGGCGCGCAGCAUGAUGAAGUAAGCAUUAAGACUAGCAUCACAAGCCUUGAUCUUAAAAAGGGGCCUAGCGCGCGUUUUAAGGUAGUACAUCAUUCACCUUCUAAAAUGAUCAGCUUGAUAACCAAUUCUUCAAGCUCUUCCUCAAAUCUAAUGUGUAAGGACGCAAGCGCAUCAGAGUCUGCUGGUAAAACUCACAGUGAUUCAACUUCCGAAAUGAGUGGGGCUGAUGGAGGUAUGGCUUUUGAACCGAUUAAUAACUUCCAUGGUGAUAUAAAUGGAGAGCAAGAAUAUUUUACGCCUGUUGAAUUUCAGCACGAAGUCUUCAAGGAAGGUGAUGAGAAUAUCGGCCCUAUGGCCGGCGACACCUCAAGGUCUAGUAACAUCAGGCAAGAAUCUCCAAACAAUGGUAUUCAAAGGACUGCAGUACAGCAAGAGCUGCUAGACGAUCCUCAGUUUAGUUCAUUUCACAUGACAUUUAGCGACAUUGAUGAUAGUCAGAACUCCCCGUAUACUAAGGUGCUACCUGCCGUGUCCACUUAUUCCAAUGCUCCUUGUCAUCCGUCUCUGCAACCGUUGAUGCCACCAGAACCCGUAUUUUACAGGCUUCCUGCGAUUGGAGCUUCUACCGACACAUAUUUCACUUGUGCCGACGACCAGGCAGGAAGAUCGGAGAAUCGUCGACACAGCGUACAACGCUAUGGAUUAGAAGAGGAGGAAGAGGCAAUUUGGGUGUCGCCAAGCAAGCUCGAUAUAUUUGACUUGAGCAAGCUGCCAGAAGCGGUAUUCUCCAAAAUAAAACCAGCGAAGGACAACAUUUCAGGCCCAAGCCGAAUUCAGGUAUCACCAUCCUAUGUAGACGAUACAGACGUUCUACCAGAUUUUUCCUAUGCUUACCUUGGUGACCUAUUGUCUCAUGACGAACAGGAGGACAAGAAUCUAGACGACAGCGAACAGUCGGAACGCACCCGACUUCAAUUUUAUUGA
Lachancea dasiensis is the source of this 4518-nucleotide messenger RNA. NCBI's taxonomy places the organism in Eukaryota, Fungi, Ascomycota, Saccharomycetes, Saccharomycetales, Saccharomycetaceae. The record is from the annotation of a GenBank genome assembly.